AUGACCGUUAGGUCACAGAUAUUUGGGUUGAAAGAGGGGAAGCCCUGUGAUUUUAGUACAAUGAAUACAAAGCUUAAUGAAAACGAGAUAAAUGAAAAAUUACGUAAUGUGAAUUCCAUCGAAGGUUUCUAUGCCGGAACUGGAGUUCUUAUGACAGGGGCGACAGGAUUCGUGGGCAAAGGCCUCCUCGAAAAACUGAUACGCACGUCUUCACACAUCGCUGCAAUUUUUAUAUUUAUCCGGCCGAAACGUAACCAAACGAUAGAACAACGAUUUAAGAAGCUAAUAGAUGAUCCGAUUUUCGAUGGUGUCAGAGCACAAAACCCAACAAUUUUCGAUAAAAUUCAUCUCGUGGAGGGCGACGUGACUCUACCAGAUUUAGGUCUUUUGCAAAAAGACAGAGAUAUGUUGAUAGAGAAUGUAAACAUAGUGUUCCACGUUGCGGCCACUAUAAAUUUCCAUCAACCAUUGGAUAUGAUCGUCAAUGCAAAUGUGAAGGGUACCGCUAAUAUUAUCAAACUGUGCAAGGAACUCAAGCAU
Molecule: messenger RNA, 540 nt
Organism: Bombus impatiens (common eastern bumble bee)
Lineage: Eukaryota; Metazoa; Arthropoda; Insecta; Hymenoptera; Apidae
Product: putative fatty acyl-CoA reductase CG5065
Exons: 3
Biological process (GO): long-chain fatty-acyl-CoA metabolic process
Cellular component (GO): peroxisome
Molecular function (GO): alcohol-forming very long-chain fatty acyl-CoA reductase (NADP+) activity
Source: RefSeq, a predicted model, not a curated record